Messenger RNA from Linum tenue, 4127 nucleotides. NCBI's taxonomy places the organism in Eukaryota, Viridiplantae, Streptophyta, Magnoliopsida, Malpighiales, Linaceae. The record is from the annotation of a GenBank genome assembly.
UUUGUAGCUAAUUAAAACCUUAAUCUCUCCCUAUCUUUGGUUUUGGUGGAGAAAAUGAGGAGCGAGGAGAAAGCAGGCGGACAUUACAAAGAUAGUCCAUCGCUCAUUCACAUAGUUCUGCUAGCCAACUAAUUCCCUUCUCCCCCACGCUAUAAACUCCGUCCAUUCUCCCCCAUUUUGAAGCUCCAAUUCAAAUCCUCUCCCAUGGAGUCCUCUGUCUUUCUCCGCUCUUUCCACGGUUCGGUGCCUACGGUUUCAAACGCCCAGCCAGCAGCCGAAAGGAGCGGUGCGAUUUCUUCUAUCCAGAGUGUUGGCUUCAGCAGGAGGCUUGUUUGCUCGCCGGCUAAGAGGAAUCUUUCGAUAGUAUCUUGCGCCAAGACAUCUGGUUCCUCUGUAGCUUCCAAGUCUACAGCAGAUGGUGCUAUACCAGUUGCUUCAGAGAGUAAUGGUGCGCCCCGUGCAACUUUCCCCAGUGGAUUUGAGGCUCUGAUGCUAGAGGUUUGUGAUGAAACAGAAGUUGCAGAGCUCAAACUGAAGGUGGGCGACUUUGAAAUGCAUCUGAAGCGUAACAUAGGAGUUACACAUGCCCCAUUGUCCAACAUUUCACCAACAGUGCCACCACCUAUUCCAUCUAAACCGAUGGACGUAGCAGCUCCUGCUGCUCCACCAGCACCAACUCCGCCACCAAAAAAGUCCAAUCCGUUCACAAAUGUCUCCUUCGGAAAGUCGCCAAGGUUGGCAGCUCUGGAGGCUUCUGGUGCUAGCGGCUUCGUGUUAGUCGCUUCUCCAACAGUUGGUACAUUCAGGAAGAACCGUACUGUGAAAGGAAAGAAGCAACCUCAGAUCUGCAAAGAGGGCGAUAUGAUCAAAGAAGGACAGGUGAUUGGAUAUUUGGAUCAGUUUGGCACUGAACUCCCUGUGAAGACAGAUGUGGCUGGGGAAGUUCUAAAGAUCCUCUUUGAUGAUGGAGAUUCUGUUGGAUACAAGGACCCUCUUAUCGCUGUGUUGCCAUCAUUUCCCGGCAUCCAGAAGUAAAACAACCAUCCUGCAAGGCUUCAGUAACAUCCAGGUUCUAUUCUUGGCAGCCUCGAGGAUUGACGCUCCUUAUGCUUUUCUUUUUGCCGCCGCGGUGCUUUGCCCUUGCAAUCUUAUGGCUCAGAGAAUGGCAGUGUCUUUCUGUUGCUUUGUUUGAUUUGUGAAGUAGAUCUAGGUAAUGAGCAAUAAACGAUGAAAAAGCAGGCAUUUUAGUUUCCAGAACUUACCAUAUUUUGUACUUCCUUUGUAUUUGAGUAUGUUUGUUGCUCGAGGAUGCACAACUGUAUUCUUUUACCUGAGCAAACAAUUCAAACGUUCUUGUGAACAGACCUUAUCAUUAGUCAUUGCUGACAAUAAUAUUACUCACAGACUGUAUUUCUAUAUCCAAUUCCUGCUGUUUUCUACAUGAAAGAGUAUUGAGGACACACGGAAUUACAGAUUAUCGGGAGCGAAAACCCGGCCUAAGCUAUGGUGAGCUGGACAGUUUCCCUGAACUCCAGCCUCCUGGUCUCACUGUAAAAAGUCCUGUACUUGUUAGGCCAAUAAGUGAGCCAAAUCCACCCCUUGAUCUCAAACUCCAUCGUCUUCCCCUUGGCAGCUUUAUCCACCUUCCAAGUUAUGCUCUUCCCAUAUUCACUCCCAGCAAACACCACUCCACCUUGCCUUGUAAACGGCCGAUAAGCCGUCCUGUACCGGUCCUUGAACCAUGCUCUAGGGUUGAUCAGCGCCAAGGCUGAAGGCUUGGACGAAACCACCUCUCUCCCGUCCAUGUUAUCGUGCAGAAACCAGCUGAACACCGCACUGUAAGCGUACACUGAGCCUUCGAACUUCCAUGGCUUCAAGCUCAUCGACACGGUCUCUCCGGCCGAGAGCUUCAGCCCCAAGCUGUUUGGCGGGUCGAAGGAAGUCUCUAUCCCCUUCUCCAGCUCGAUUUCUCUGGUCGGGUUGGCUGAUGAGCUGCUUACUGACACGCUUAUUAUGUUCGUCUGCAGGAUUGGCGUGAUGUGGACUGCGAUUCGAGAUGGGAAAUGCUUCUCUUCUGACCCAACUCCUCGUUCUCCCAUCAAGGUUUCGUUGACUAGCCGGUAAAUGUCGCACCUUAUGUUGUCUGUGUACACAGUCACGUCGACCCACUUCUCUUGCUCGACGACCUCAUAAUUGAACUGCAUGACUCCUUCAAGCUGCUGAUACUUCAGGGAGAAGAGGAGCUUCUCAUCAGCUGAGGACCCACUGGAGCUCUCCAUGUCCAUGGCUAUAACAGGGCAGUACAGCUGAACUUUCCACAGCCCCAAGGCCGAGAACGAGCAAGAGAACAACGGGGAAGGCGUCCUGAAACUCCUGUGAGCAGCAGCCUGAAGCUCGACGAUCCAGUUUGUGAUGGCCAGAUUAAUGGACCUCAUCCACUGCUCUUCGAGGUUCGACCCCAUCAUCCUCAUGAGCGAUCUCGAGGCUUUUCUCAUCUGAGGAUCAAUGAGCUGGUUCUUCAGGGUGGCCAGGGACUGGGACCUGAUCUCGGGAGGCGCCUCGUAGAUGCAUACCAGGAGGGUUAGUGUGAGAAAUGAGAGGUUGAAUAUGGCCUUAAAGUUUGGGAGACUGUCGAGCUUCGGUAUUUUGACAGAGGAGGACCUGCUGCUGCACUUGUAAGGGCCGUAACUGAGGAUGUCCUCGAUGAAGUUCGUUAAGAGGAAGGAGAUCGAUUCGCUUCCUAGCAACCUGAGGGGGUCAUUGGAGUUUGUGUUGAUGGGUUUUGAGGACCAGAGAGAUAUGGUCAAGGUGAGAUCAGUGGAUAUGGAGAAGAAGACUGUUGUUGGAGAGUGAUGGUUCUUCCAGACGGAAAGCUUCAGGGAAGGACUAGAAGUAGUGGAGGUAGAAGAAGAAGAAGAAGAAAGUAUGGUGAUAGACAUUGGAUUUUGUUUCCAUUGAGAAAUUGGAGGAAGUGUCUGAAUCCAGGCUAAUACAUCAGGAUAGCUUGAAGAAGCCAUUACUGCAAUCUGCAGCUCAAAGGUAUUAACUUGUUUAUGCCUCUCCUUUCUUUUACUUGUUUCCAAUGGGAUGAUCUUCCUGAUUUCCAAAGGGGUUGAUAUAGUGAAGCUGGGGAAUAAGAAUCCUGUAAAAGGGAAGGAAGAAAGAAAUGUCAAAAGGUUUGGAGUAGUCCAGUGGAGAUUGGCUGGAAUAUUUCUGCUUUUCUGUUAAAAUGACGAGGAUUUGGUGAUUUGAUAGAUGGCAAAAGUGUGCAAGAAAUGAUGUUCAUGAUCCUCUGUAUCUCUGUAACAAUGGAGGGUCUGAGUUCCGGUAAAUUUGCAUUUUAACUCCGCACAGUUUUUGGGAUUCGCUCCGUACGUGUAUUGAAUUGGAACUUUCAAAUUCGCGGCAUCUAUUCGUGGAUCUACAUUGACGGUACAACGUCACUUCGUAUUGCAUGUUGAUUCACGGCAAAGAUUCAGGGAAAAUGAAACUUUAGAGUUUUUUGUUUUUUGUUUUGGAUCACUCUGAACGCAAAAGAAGUCAGCCGAAUUCAAUUCCGCGUAAGAUGGUUGAUGGUGAAUUAUCUCAUGGAGUUUGCUUGCUCAGAUCAUACUUUCCCGAUAUGACAAUCCAUGCAGGAGCUUUCCUUCUUGCUGUGUUGAAGAAACAUGGUCACACACUAGAAACAGUAACCUGAAACAGCUAAGUGUAGGCUCCAAACCAAGGAAAAUGGGGCGUGACAGCCCAUAAACGUGUUGGGUAUGUAUUGUUUCCCUAAAUGAGAGAAACCGACGAUGGAAGAAAUGGUAGUGAGCAAAGCUUUCGUUCCAAAUUGGCACCAAUUAAUCCACACACCCAAUUUUGGGUCAUUCUGUUUGCUUCUUUCACGAUUGGAAAUGCCCUCCAAUUGAUGCACUUUAUGGAGGGUAGGGUUGUCCAGCUUCAUGAGCACUCCAAUUAUUGCCAUUCUUUUCACGUGCGAAUUUUUGUUUUUUUUUAUUAAGUCGUGGAAUGUUUUUUUGUAUAUUCAACAGUGGAAUACAGAAGUACAUGGUAGUAUGGUACGAGUGUUGGAGCUACGUGUAGUUAAAGAGGGGAUACAAUUCGCUUUUAAUUUUUUUUAUAUA